Trifolium pratense (red clover) is the source of this 4322-nucleotide messenger RNA. Its product is annotated as SNF2 domain-containing protein CLASSY 4-like. Bases 1 to 3858 code for a protein of 1285 amino acids. The record is from RefSeq and is a predicted model, not a curated record. The transcript has 5 exons. Gene Ontology annotation, biological process: gene silencing by siRNA-directed DNA methylation. Lineage: Eukaryota; Viridiplantae; Streptophyta; Magnoliopsida; Fabales; Fabaceae. Gene Ontology annotation, molecular function: ATP binding; ATP-dependent chromatin remodeler activity.
AUGGUUGGCGUUUCAAGCCGGACUCGUAGCAAAAAUGUUCCUUUGUUUUCUAGUUUUUCGCUUGACUGUUCAUCUUCUAAGCGGAAAAAGAGUGAUGAAGAUGAUAUGGGUUUUGAAUCUGUUUCUGGGUCUAAGAGAAGAAGGGUAAAAAAUGAAACUUUGGUGAUUCCUCAGAAUGAUGAUGAGGUUAUUUUUAUUGAGGAUGAUGAUUAUGAUGAAGGGUCGGAGCAUUGUGAUGAGAAGAUGUUUGAGGGUGAUGUUGAUGUUAAAAUGGAAGCGAAAAGUGAUGAGAUUGAAGGAAGUUGUGAGAUUGGUGAUAAAAAUGGAAGCUUUGAUGAUGAAAAGUGUGGUUGGGAUCGCGAAAAUCCGAUUACAAUAGAUUCAGAAGAUGAACAGUUUGUUGAUUCUGAGGCUGAGGAUGAAGGAGGUGAUGUUAGAAAGGAAGUAGAAGUUGAUGGAAGUGGAGGAAGAUGUGAGAUUGAUGAUAAAGAUGGAAACUUUGAUGAUGAAAAAUGUGGUUGGGAAAAGGAAAAUCCGAUUACAUUUGACGAAGAGGAUGAACAGUUUGUUGGUUCUGAGGCUGAUGAUGAAAGAGAUGAUGUUAGAAAGGAGGUGAAAGUUGAUGGAAGUGGAGGAAGUGGUGAGUUUGUUGAUAAAAAUGAAAAUUUUGUUGAUUCUGAUGAGAGUGAUGAAGAUGAUGAUUCUGAUGAAAGUGAGGAAAAUGAUACUAGUGAUGAGGAUUUUAGAGUUGAUGAGGUGAAUGAGAUUAUUGACGAUGAUGAUGACAGUUCUUCUGAAUCUUCUUUUGCUGAUGAUAGUGGGGAGGAGGAGGAAGAGAAGAAGAAAAAGGGUUCUGGAAAAUCCUUCAAUGUGGUAGAGGAGCUGAUUAGAGAGGUGAAUGAUGAAAAAAGUGGGGAGGAGGAGGAGGAGGAGGAGAAGGAGAAGAAGAAGGUGAAUGAUAUUUUUGUUAGUGAUGAUGGAAAUUCAAAUGAUGUUGAUAAUGAUGAGGAGGAGAUUAGGGAAGAGGAGAAGGAGAAUGAGAUUUCUGAUAGUGAUGGAAGUUCAAACGAUGUUAUUGUUGAUGAUGAUGAGGAGGAGGAGUUUAGGGAGGAGGAGAAGAAGGGUUUGAGUGAACCAAACAAUGUGGUGGAGGAGGACAAAGAGGAGAAUUUGGAUCCGUUGUGGCAAAAAUGUGACAAAUAUUUGAUGGAGGAGGAGGAGCGGUUGAAAGAGGUGAAGGAUAAAAAAAUUGGAAUUUGUAAGAGGAAUAAUCAGAAGAAAAAGAUUAAGAUUAGGGAUGAGGAGAAGAAGGGUUUGAGAAAACCAAACAAUGUGGUGGAGGAGGACAGAGAGGAGAUUAUGGAGGAGAAGAAGGAUUCGGAUAAACAGAAAAUGGCGGAGAACAAACUAAGAAAAGAUUAUAAAGGCAGAUUUAACAUCCAAAAUGGCGAUAAGAAAGAAUCCAAGGAUAACAAUGGUUUGAAUCGAAGGGGCAAAAGUGCGUAUUUUACGUCGAAGGAUUUGAGUUUAGUCAAACUCCUUGCUGAAUGCUAUUCUGACAAGCAAAAUACCAUGAAGAAUGAUCCAAUUCUGUUGGAUAAUGAUGAUGGUGAUGAUGUUAAUCCGCAAGAGACACGGACACCGCCGGUUUGUGUUGAGACACCUCUGAUAUGGAGCCUAAAGAAGGUUCAAAAGGUGGAAUUGACUGAAGAGGAGGAGGAGGAACGUAGGAAGAAUGAAGAGUUAAAGCCCAUUUGGGAUGAAUUUGAAACAGCCGAAAGAGAAAUGGAAGCUGAAUCCAAGAUUGGAAAUUUAGGUACAAAUGAAGCUACACGGGAAAAUAACGGAAGUCCUUCAUCUCGCUGUGAGCAUGAUAUUGUUUAUGACGAAGCGAUUGGUGAUUAUUGCAAAUCGUGUGGUAAAGUUAUUACUGAGAGCAAAUAUAAGACACAACUAGUGGAGGAUAGAUAUCCGAAUGAAGGUUCAAGAAGAAGGGCGUCAAUUGGUGGAGACGAUGUGUCACUCUUUGAUCGGUCUCACUUGAAUGUUUCUGAUGAUGACUCGAAGGAUAAUGUUUCACAUACUGAAGUCAGAGUUUGGGACAAAAUUCCUGGUGUGGAACAAACCUUAUACCCUCACCAACAAGAAGGUUUUGAGUUCAUAUGGAAAAACUUGGCUGGAAGUAUUGAGCUUCAAAAGUUAAAGAAUGCCGAUCCUCGCAGUGAAGGUGGCUGUAUUAUUUCUCAUGCUCCUGGAACCGGAAAGACAAGGCUGACAAUAGUUUUCCUCAAGGCAUAUUUGAAGUUGUUUCCAAAAUGCUUGCCGAUUGUUGUCGCUCCUGCUAGUUUACUACUGACUUGGGAAGAGGAAUUCAAGAAAUGGGACAUUGGAGUUCCAUUUCACAAUUUAGGCAAUUUAGAGCUAUCUGGUAAAGAGCAUGCCGAUGCGGUUAACAAAUUCGAUAGCUUUAGUACACGGCAUCAUGCUGAUGAAACACGAAUGGCGAAACUGAUUUCGUGGUUCAAAGAAACAAGCAUUCUUGGAAUGAGCUACAAUUUGUAUGGAUCAAUUUGCCAACAUAAGAAAGAGGAAAAGCUUAAAAGUUUGAAGGAGACAAAAGGAAACUUUGAUAUGCGAGAUGUUCUACUUAAAGCUCCUGGUUUGUUGGUUCUUGAUGAAGGACACACACCAAGAAAUCAAAGAAGUCAUAUUUGGAAGGUGUUGAAGAAGAGUCAAACACCGAAGCGAAUUAUCCUUUCCGGAACUCCAUUCCAAAAUAAUUUCUCGGAGCUUUACGGCACUUUGAGCUUAGUCAAGCCUUCUUUUCCUACCAUGAUACCGCCUGAGCUAAAAACGUUUUGUAAUAAGCAGGUACAAAAAUCAUCUAAAAAAUGGGGUUGGGAAGCUUAUUCAGGCAACAUAGAAAGAGACCCUUCUGAUGAUGAUAAGAUCAAGAAGUUGAAAUUGCUAAUGGAUCCCUUUGUUCAUGUUCACAAAGGUGCGAUCCUUAAAAGUAAGCUUCCCGGGUUAAGGGAAUGUUUGGUGACUUUGAAGGCAGAUAGUUUGCAGAAUGAUAUUCUGAAGAGUAUUAAACGUUCUCAUAACACAGUAUUUAACUUUGAGCGUAAGAUUGCAUUGGCAUCUGUCCAUCCAUCUCUUUUCCUUAAAUGUCAUCUUUCGAAAGAAGAAGAUUCUUUACUCGACAAGGAUAAGAUAAAACAGCUUAGAAUGAACCCACAUGAAGGUGUCAAAACAAAAUUUGUGUACGAGUUUGUUCGGCUGUGUGAUGCUUCCAACGAGAAAGUCCUUAUUUUCAGCCAAUUCCAUGCUCCUUUACAAUUAAUUCAAGACCAAUUAAACUCGGCUUUUAACUGGUCUAACGGAGAAGUGCUGUUCAUGUCUAGCAAUGAUUCUACAAAGGAUAAGCAGUCCAUAAUCCAUAGCUUCAAUGAUGAAAAUAGCAAAGCGAAGGUUCUACUUGCAGCUACAAAAGCUUGUUCCGAGGGAAUUAGCUUAGUUGGAGCUUCAAGGGUUGUGCUUCUUGAUGUUGUAUGGAAUCCUUCGGUUGAAAGACAGGCUAUCAGCCGAGCAUAUAGGAUUGGACAAAAGAAGGUGGUAUACACAUACCAUCUUCUCGCUGAAGGGACUAGUGAGGCAGAAAAAUAUGGCAAACAGGCCGAAAAGGAUCGGUUAUCUGAGCUCCUUUUUUCAGCUAAAAAUGCCACCGAUAAUGAUGUGUCCAAGCGCCGUGCUGUGAACUUUGAAGAUGAAGUUCUUGAUAAGAUGACUCGACAUAAAAAGCUCAUAGACAUGUUCGUUAAGUGCGUCGUACUGAGGAAGGAGCAAGAUUUGGUCUGAAAGUUUUGGCCAUCGAUCAACUGUUGUGCUUGCAAAGAUUCUUCAACAUUGCUGCUAACUAUACAAAAUUUAAAGCAGGCUUGUUAACUUAUUAGAUUUAUAAUUUAUUGAAGUCUGAAGGUAUAGCAUAUUGAAUUUAGCUUAUUUAUAAAAUUAACAAUUGAACAUGUAUCAUAUUGAAUGUAUCUUCUAUAUUUACAUUGGAGCUUAAGUGCUUUUGAGCUUAUAAUUGAUUGAAGAUGUAGCUUAUUGAAUUUAGCUUCUAUAUUUAUAUUGAAGCUUAAGUGAUUUUGAGCUUAUUAGUUUGAUUGAAAAAUCUUGUACCACAUCACAUGAUUCUCUGAACUACUACUACUAAUGAAGACAAUUAGUGAUUAUGAUGCAUUGGCAUCAUUAGCAUAAAUGGCUAAUUUUCAUUAGAGUUACAUUUUCAAUGAAGUUCAUUUUUUGGGAGUUUUCUGCUA